Dracunculus medinensis (Guinea worm) is the source of this 645-nucleotide messenger RNA. NCBI's taxonomy places the organism in Eukaryota, Metazoa, Nematoda, Chromadorea, Rhabditida, Dracunculidae. The record is from the annotation of a GenBank genome assembly.
AUGAUAUUCUUAACUCAUUUAGAAACAUUGAUAAAAUUGAGUCUUUUGAGUGUUAAGCAAUGGACAAUCUUUGAUUCAUCUUUGCAGAAGCCACCGUAUUCUUAUAUUUGGUUAACAUAUAUGGCGAUCCAGAAUUCAGAUGAAAAAAUGUUGCCACUUACAGAAAUAUAUAAAUUUAUCAUGGACAAAUUUCCAUUCUAUCGUAAAAAUACACAGAGAUGGCAAAAUUCUUUGCGGCAUAAUUUAUCUUUCAACGACUGUUUUGUGAAGAUCCCAAGGCGAGCUGAUAGGCCAGGAAAAGGUUCAUAUUGGGCAGUACAUCCUAAAGCUCUCGGAAUGUUUGAGAAUGGAAGUUGUCUACGUAGGCGAAAACGCUUCAAGAUUCAUCAAGGAUGUUCAACUAAUGAAGAAUUUGGACGAGAUCAACCAAAGCUUUCUUAUCCUACUGCCAAUUUUCCAUGGAUUUUUCCAUCUCAAUCACUCAUGACGCAUACUUUAUUUGAUCCUCAACAGUUUUUUUUUCAUAAAAAUAAUUUUUUAUUAUUACCACAGUAUGCUUCAAAUCAUAUUAUUAGCCGAACUCCAACACCCAGGCCAAAUUGUAAUUCUUUUACUAUUGCUUCAAUUUUAUCGAUUCCAACAUAA